CAUCCCGACUUUGCUAUCUUUCGGUUUUCUCAGACUCACUCUUGAGUGCUUUCAACCAUUCCACGCAGGAAAAAAAAGCGUUACAAUUCUUGCGCAUCCACAAUGGCUUGCAGUCUGCACGUCGCAGCACGCAAUGGUCUGCACAAUGUAAAUCGAUUGACCAGCAACAACCAGCUUUCUCGAGCUGUCCGAGCUCGUCAAUUGCGACAAUAUUCCUCCCCCUCGACACCUCCCACCUCUCCUUUCGCUCCUAGGCAUCUGCUCUCAAUUGCCGACCUCACACCGGCCGAAUUCGCUACACUUGUCCGCAAUGCCUCUGCCCACAAAAAAGCCAUCAAGUCGGGAUCAAUUCCGAGGAAUCUCCUGGGUUCUCUGUCAGGCAAGACGGUCGCCAUGAUCUUCAACAAGCGAAGUACCAGGACCAGGGUUUCUACAGAAGGAGCGGUGGUUCAAAUGGGUGGCCACCCCAUGUUCUUGGGGAAGGACGAUAUUCAGCUUGGGGUCAAUGAGUCAUCGUACGAUACCUCAGUAGUGGUGUCGUCGAUGGUGUCGUGCAUUGUCGCCCGUGUUGCAAAGCACUCUGAUGUGGCCGAUCUCGCGAAGCACUCUACGGUCCCGGUUAUCAACGCCCUUUGCGAUUCGUUCCAUCCGCUCCAGAUUAUCGCGGACUUCUUGACCAUUCACGAGACGUUUCCUACGACAGGCAAGGCCGGUCUCUCCAGCCUGGGCCUGGAGGGCCUGAAGAUUGCCUGGGUUGGUGAUGCGAACAAUGUGCUCUUCGAUAUGGCAAUUGGAGCGGCCAAGAUGGGUGUCGAUCUCGCAGUGGCGACACCAAAGGGGUAUGAAAUUCCUGCUUCCAUGCUUGAAAUCAUCAAGCAGGCCGGUGCAGGAGUCAGCUCUCCCGGAAAGCUCAUUCAGACGAAUGUUCCCGAGGAGGCAGUGAAGGGUGCGGAUAUUCUCGUGACAGACACCUGGGUGUCCAUGGGACAGGAGGAAGAAAAGGUCAAGAGAAUGAAGGCAUUUGAGGGUUUCCAGAUCACUUCAGAACUUGCCAAACGGGGAGGAGCCAAGGAGGGCUGGAAGUUCAUGCACUGUCUGCCACGCCACCCAGAAGAAGUCAGCGACGAAGUCUUCUACAGCAGACGCUCUCUUGUUUUCCCAGAGGCAGAGAACCGAUUGUGGGCGGCCAUCUCUGCCCUGGAGGGCUUCGUGGUUAAUAAGGGAAAGAUCGAAUAGAUGAUGAGAAGUCACGGCUGAAACCACUACCUAAUAACAAAACGAAAGGAAAAGUUUAUGCGUAAUUUUGUUUUCUAGAAAUCCUGUCCAGAUAGACUUGUCAGGUAGUAUAUGCGAAAGCUUCAAGUGUUCCUGAAUCCAGUAUUCUUUCCGAAUGCGAAUACGAAUACGGCAAACUACUUGCAUGCUACUAAUAAUCAGGUUUCUAAUUGGCUUCAAGGACGAAUUAACUAAGGACC
Molecule: messenger RNA, 1475 nt
Organism: Paecilomyces variotii
Lineage: Eukaryota; Fungi; Ascomycota; Eurotiomycetes; Eurotiales; Thermoascaceae
Product: ornithine carbamoyltransferase
Exons: 1
Biological process (GO): L-citrulline biosynthetic process
Cellular component (GO): mitochondrion
Molecular function (GO): ornithine carbamoyltransferase activity; amino acid binding
Source: RefSeq, a predicted model, not a curated record